AUGGAUGAGGAGGAUAGGGAUGGAGGAGCCGAGAAGGACGGAGGCGAGACGACAAGGAAGGAGGACAGUUCGAAAGCACCCCAAGCCGCUCUUCAGUCCUGCGAACCUAGACCUAACCAAUCCAGUACCGAGGUGCCUCAAGAGGCAUACCCCGAAAUCCAGAUUACCAAUCCCUACAAUUCCUACCGAGAAUGA
Messenger RNA from Coprinopsis cinerea okayama7#130, 195 nucleotides. RefSeq lists its product as hypothetical. The coding region runs from base 1 to 195 and encodes 64 amino acids. The transcript has 2 exons. The record is from RefSeq and is a predicted model, not a curated record. Lineage: Eukaryota; Fungi; Basidiomycota; Agaricomycetes; Agaricales; Psathyrellaceae.